AUGACAAAUCGAUUAUCAUUAACUGAAGCUUGUGAGAUCGCAAAAAAACAUGGAGGUGAGUGUCUCUCUUCUGAGUAUAAAAAUAAUAGAAUACACAUGUUAUGGCGCUGUUCUAAUAACCAUAUUUGGUCUGCACCUCUGUUAAAUAUUAAAUAUCGCAAUGAUUGGUGUUCUAAAUGUAAAACUGAAAAUAAAUUAAAAUUUGCCAAAGAACUUGCUCAUAAAAAAGGUGGAGAAUGUCUUUCCACUGAAUAUUAUAAUAAUAUUACUCCAAUGUUAUGGAGUUGUGCUAAAGGACAUCAAUGGAGAGCUCGAUUUCAUAAUAUUCGAGAUGGAACAUGGUGUCCAAUUUGUCUUGGGCGUAAUCGAACAAUAAGAGAUAUGCAAACUUUUGCACGAGCGAAAAAUGGAGAUUGUAUUUCAGAUGAAUACUAUAAUACACAUACAAAAUUAGAAUGGCGUUGUAACAAAGGACAUACAUGGAUGGCUCAGCCUAACAAUAUUAUACAAGGAAGAUGGUGUCCAUAUUGUCCUUAUAAACUUGAAAAUUUAUGUCGUGAAAUCGUUACUAAAUAUUUAGGACCACCAUCAAAAAAUCGUAGACCUGAUUUCUUGAAAACAUCAGAAUAUCCAAAAGGAUUAGAACUUGAUAUUCCCUAUUAUGAUUAUGGAUUUGCAAUCGAAAUUCAAG
This is a messenger RNA of Entrophospora sp. SA101, 691 nucleotides long. NCBI's taxonomy places the organism in Eukaryota, Fungi, Glomeromycota, Glomeromycetes, Entrophosporales, Entrophosporaceae. The record is from the annotation of a GenBank genome assembly.